AUCUCUUUUAUCUAAGGUGCAAAAGGUUAUUUGGUGGAUUUAUCCACAUUUAUGUGCUGCUAUGGAUAUUCAUUUGCGAUACGAGAAAACAAUAGCAAUGCUGAUAUAUCCAGAAACAAUUUGUACACUUAUACAGAUAAUCACUGGAGCUGGGAACUAAUGGGAAGUUCAACAUUUAAUCCUCAAAUUUGAAUAACAACUGUAUGACAACUGGUGCCUUUGCGUGUACGGCAUCAGUGUACACUAGGAACAACACGAUUGCAGCAGAGCAAACCACAAGAUUCAGAAGUGUUGUCUUUGUGCCGUGACUGAAUUUUCAGGGUGGGACAGCCCAAAAGAAUGAGCACAGCCAACGCGAUGGUAGCUGCAGCUACUGUGCUGUCGCUGGCAUCUGACUCCAGUGACCUCACGGGUCAGAGGUCGAAGCCCUUCUUCACCGGCUGCCGAUCCCGAGAGCAGGAGACCUUUAGCUGCUGGUGGGACCCUGGAAUGUACGGAAACAUUUCGGCCACUCCUGCCUUCAAGGUCCUGUACUCAAAAUCAGGCUGUCAGGAGCUAACGGAAUGCCCCGACUACACAUCUGGAGAGAACAGCUGCUUCUUUAACAAAACGUACACAUCUGUGUGGACAGGCUACUGCCUCCUGAUCAAAGUCACCACCGAGAGGGGAUUGGUCUGGUCGGAGCCAUACUCCUUUAAUAUUCUAGAUAUCUUACAGCCAGAUCCUCCUGUUCAGCUAAACUGGGCCCUUCUGAAUGCCAGUGACUCUGUCCAUUACGCUGACAUCAUAAUCAACUGGGCUCCGCCCACCACUGCGGACGUGGGCUCUGGCUGGAUAUCCUUGCAGUACCAAGUCCGUUUCCGAUCGUCCUCUGUGCCCAAAUGGAAAAUGGGUUCGUUAGUGCAGCAGUGCUCCUACCCGCUGUACGCGCUGGAGACAGGGCAGGAGUACGAGGUGCAGGCGCGAUGCAAACCUCGCUCCGAGGGCAAGUUCAGUCCUUUCAGCGAAUCCCUGCGCUUCCUACUCCCCCACAGGAAGACUGCAAUGCCAGCUCUAGUUGUUCUCUUCCCUCUUGCUGUCCUGCUGAUAUUGAUCCUGCUCUACAUGCUGUGUAGCAUGACACAGAUGAAACAUUUUUUGCUUCCACCUAUUCCUGUGCCCAAGAUAGAUGGACUGAGUAUAGAGAUGAUGCAGACCAACCAGUUUAGCGAUUUCAGCGUCUCUUCUAAUGUCCUGAGCGCGAAGCUUUCUCCGAAUCUGAGCGAGGAAAAGUGGGAGGAGUUCCCCGAGGUGUGGCGGCAGACGGACAGGUCGCCAGAGAACACGCCGGAAAGCGGAGCGGGCGCCCGAGCCGCCAGAUGCGCGGACGCCAGCGACUCGGGCUGCGAGAGCGUGGAAAGCGUUGCCAUGGACACCGCCAAGAACAAGCGCCGCCUCAGCCUAGCUUCGCUGGACACGGAGCCCAGCCACACGGACUCACCCUGCCCAGGAAGAGACCACACAGUGGGCACGGGUCGGGACAUCACUGCGGAGCAAACGGCCCUUUGCGUAUUCCAGCCCAUACCUACAGAAAACCUUGCAGUUUUAGCCACUUUUCAGGAAAGUCCCAGGCCAAACGGUCAGUUACUACUUUCCCUUAGCACACUUCAGGACAAAACAUCCCAUACUGGUAAAGCAAGUACAGAGUACAAAGACAGAGGCUUUUACACCUAUGUGAAAGAUGUUGCUCCUCAAAGUAGCACGAUGGAACUAACGAACAGCAGUAAUACACAGGGGGCCACCGGUACAAACAAACAAGGCUAUCGCCAUGCGGUCAGUGAGUAUCUGAGAGGGACCUCUUCUGUAGGCAGCCAAUCACCAGCUCAUAUGGAUACUUAUGUCACCAUGUAGAUAUGCAACAAGAGAACUGGUUGUAUACUACUGUUGCUUGUAAUCGCACUGGAGUCUUUAAUUAGUGGCGCUGUGUAGAAUAACAUGGAGAGUUACAACUGUAUCUGUAAAUAAAUAAAU
Molecule: messenger RNA, 2010 nt
Organism: Conger conger (European conger)
Lineage: Eukaryota; Metazoa; Chordata; Actinopteri; Anguilliformes; Congridae
Product: prolactin receptor-like
Exons: 8
Coding region: 340-1890 (516 amino acids)
Biological process (GO): cytokine-mediated signaling pathway
Cellular component (GO): external side of plasma membrane
Molecular function (GO): cytokine receptor activity; protein binding
Source: RefSeq, a predicted model, not a curated record